GUUUCAUCAUGUCACGAACUCCCCGUGCCCAAGUAGACUCCUCCCCUGCUUCUUCGACCCGACCCCGCCAGCCAUGGACGCCCUCACCCGCCUCCACCGCUCCCUCGCCGGCGGCGACGAGGAGGAGCUGGCGGAGGACUCCAUCCUGGGGGACACCGAGGACCUCUGCUCCCUCUCCCCUCUCCAGAGGAUCUACGCCUUCGCGGCGUGCUUGGUGGCCGGACUCGCCCUGAUGAUCCUGUCUUUUAUCGUCUUCGCUAGACCUAUCAAAUUCGCAGUCAUGUUUACAUUUGGAAACAUAUUGGCAGUUGGGAGCACAGCCUUUGUUAUGGGGCCACAAAAACAGCUAAGGAUGAUGUUUGAUCCAGUUCGUUUGUAUGCAACAGCUAUUUAUGUUGGAUGUGUUGUUUUGGCUCUAAUCUUCGCUCUUUGGAUUCAUGACAAGCUGCUAACGCUGAUUGCGAUCAUAUGUGAGAUCUGCGCCCUGUUUUGGUACAGUUUGAGCUACAUACCUUUCGCGCGAAGGAUGGUUUCUGACCUGAUGGUGAAGUUCUGUGACACUGAACUUUGAGUUAUGGUGUGCUAGGCAACAUUCAUCAGGGCCUGGAAUCAGAAGUUCUGUGACACUGAACUUUGAGUUAUGGUGUGCUAGGCAACAUUCAUCAGGGCCUGGAAUCAGGGAAGCCCCUGGGCACUUGCCCCUUUACCCAUUUCAUCUGGGUCUAGUUUUGUCUGAUAAAAACCAAGCUAUGUAUUUUGUAUAAAUGAAUGCCAUGAUGCAAUAUUUGUAAAACUUUGGCUGCAUCUGUAAAUCAGAUUUCUGGCCUUGUGCUGCUGCAAAACAAUCUGCGUGAGUUGUGACUGUGUA
This is a messenger RNA of Setaria italica (foxtail millet), 868 nucleotides long. RefSeq names its product vesicle transport protein SFT2B. The coding region runs from base 74 to 571 and encodes 165 amino acids. The record is from RefSeq and is a predicted model, not a curated record. The transcript is spliced from 6 exons. Gene Ontology annotation, biological process: vesicle-mediated transport. NCBI's taxonomy places the organism in Eukaryota, Viridiplantae, Streptophyta, Magnoliopsida, Poales, Poaceae. Gene Ontology annotation, cellular component: membrane.